Molecule: messenger RNA, 2450 nt
Organism: Melanotaenia boesemani (Boeseman's rainbowfish)
Lineage: Eukaryota; Metazoa; Chordata; Actinopteri; Atheriniformes; Melanotaeniidae
Product: tripartite motif-containing protein 16-like
Exons: 1
Coding region: 330-1991 (553 amino acids)
Molecular function (GO): protein binding; zinc ion binding
Source: RefSeq, a predicted model, not a curated record
UCUGUGGAGAGUCUCUAAAGGAGAAUUGUAAACAACAGUAGAAGAGGCUGGAAACAGAAGUAGAUCUGUUCAAAGUCUGCACUGAUACUGCAGAUGAGGCGCUUCAUGUUACAUGUUAGUUCCUGUAGCCACUCCUAGCAGAUGUUUCUAUGUUCCCGCCCCUCCACAGAUCUCUCUUCAUCAGGAUGGGUGUGAGCAACAUGGUGGAACAUGCAGCUGCUGGUAAGACUCAUUUCCUGCUUCAUGUGAGAUCUGUUGUCCUUCAGAGCGCACACACCCUUUCUGUUCAGGGAAAGUGAAACUGUUUGACAGUUACUGUGAAGAGGAAAAUGGCGCAGCAGGGAAAUCAGCUGGACCGAGAAAAAUUCUGCUGUUCCAUCUGUCUGGAUCUACUGAAGGAUCCGGUGACUAUUCCCUGUGGACACAGCUACUGCAUGAACUGUAUUAAAAGCUUCUGGGAUGGAGAGGAUCAGAAGGGAAUCUACAGCUGCCCUCAAUGUAGGCAGACCUUCACACCGAGACCUGUCCUGGUGAAAAACACCAUGUUAGCUGAUUUAUUAGAAGACCUGAAGAAGACUGGACUCCAAGCUGCUCCUGCUGAUCACUGCUAUGCUGGACCUGAAGAUGUGGCCUGUGAUUUCUGCUCUGGAAGAAAACUGAAAGCCAUCAAGUCCUGUUUAUUCUGUCUGGCCUCUUACUGUGAGAAACACCUUCAGUCUCAUUAUGAUAUGGCUCCAUUAAAGAAACACAAGCUGGUGGAGCCCUCCAAGAACCUCCAGGAGAACAUCUGCUCUCGUCAUGAUGAGGUGAUGAAGAUGUUCUGCCGUACUGAUCAGAAGUGUAUCUGUUAUCUCUGCUCUGUGGAUGAACAUAAAGGCCACGACACAGUCUCAGCUGCAGCAGAAAGGACUGAGAGGCAGAGAGAGCUGGAGGUGAGUCGACAAGAAAUCCAGCAGAGAAUCCAGGACAGAGAGAAAGAUGUGAAGCUGCUUCAACAGGAGGUGGAGGCCAUCAAUCACUCUGCUGAUAAAACAGUGGAGGACUGUGAGAAGAUCUUCACUGAGCUGAUCCGUCUCAUCCAGAAAAGAAGCUCUGAUGUGAAGCAGCAGAUCAGAUCCCAGCAGGAAACUGAAGUGAGUGGAGUCAAAGAGCUUCAGGAGAAGCUGGAGCAGGAGAUCACUGAGCUGAAGAGGAAAGACGCUGAGCUGAAGCAGCUCUCACACACAGAGGAUCACAACCAGUUUCUACACAACUACCCCUCACUGUCAGCACUCAGUGAGUCUACACACUCAUCCGGCAUCAAUAUCCGUCCUCUGAGAUACUUUGAGGAUGUGACAGCAGCUGUGUCAGAGCUCAGAGAUAAACUACAGGACAUUCUGACAGACAGAUGGAGAAACAUCUCACUGACAGUCACUGAUGUGCAUGUUUUACUGUCACAACCAGAACCAAAGAGCAGAGCUGGAUUCUUAAAAUAUUCAUGUGGAAUCACACUGGAUCCAAACACAGCACACACACAGCUGUUACUGUCAGAGGGAAACAAAAAGGUGACAAGAAUGGAUCAACAUCAGUCUUAUUCUAGUCAUCCAGACAGAUUCACUCAUUUGUCUCAGGUUCUGAGUAGAGAGAGUCUGACUGGACGUUGUUACUGGGAGGUGGAAAUGAGAGGAAACGUUGAUGUAGCAGUCGCAUACAAGAAUAUCAGCAGAGCAGGAGGCGAAAGUGGAUUUGGAUUUAAUGACAAAUCUUGGUCAUUAUAUUGUCACCAAAACCGUUAUCAGUUUCUCUACAACAACAUCAUAAACUCCAUCUCAGGUCCUCGGUCCUCCAGAGUAGGAGUGUAUCUGGAUCACAGAGCAGGUAUUCUGUCCUUCUACAGCGUCUCUGAAACCAGGACUCUCCUCCACAGAGUCCAGACCACAUUCACUCAACCGCUCUAUGCUGGAUUUCGUGUUGGUCCUGGAUCCAGUGCUGAGUUGUGUGAAGUGAAGUAAAGUUAUUUUCUCUGCUUGUUGCUGAGACUUCAUUGUUGUGAUGUCUCUGCUCUGCUGUUCUGUUGUUUAUUUGACUUUUUUUAUUUGCUGGUUUUUCCUGUUUGUUUCUUUUUGGAGGAAAUCACUGCUAAUGAUGAUUUUUAUUUCCAUCAACAUGAAAAUCUGAACUUCUCUGUUCUCUAAAUAUGUGUUGAAUAUUUGUAUUGAUGUAUUUGUAUGUUGUUGUUUCUCUUCCACUUCAUGGAGCCAAACAGAGAAACCAGCAGAAACUUCCUUCAUCACACAUUAUUUUACUCUCAACACUUUGGAAAUGUAAAAAUCAUUUUCUAUUUGUAAUAACUUUUAGUUGUUCUAGAGAACAGAUUUAGUUUUUCUAAACCAACAAACAAACAAGGUUUCUAAUGAUGAUGUCAGUUUGUGUCAUUUAGACUUCCUUCAAUAAAACAGCUUCAUUGCAGA